This is a messenger RNA of Parasteatoda tepidariorum (common house spider), 3066 nucleotides long. NCBI's taxonomy places the organism in Eukaryota, Metazoa, Arthropoda, Arachnida, Araneae, Theridiidae. The record is from RefSeq and is a predicted model, not a curated record.
AUGACCAUUCCUACAUUGUUCAUUGUGAUGUUAGGUUCUAUGAUCGAGCACCUGUGUGAAGUGCAGCAUGACGACGGAGGACAACUGAGACCUUAUGCUGACAAGCAUCAUUUAGCUAGAGCUGCAAGAGCUUUACUUUCGUCAGUCACCAGGGUUCUCUUACUAGCAGACACUGUCGUCGUCAAGCAACUACUCAGUAAAGACAGGGUAUCGAUUAGCCUGAAUCGGCUGGAAAACGUGGCCAAUUUUACAGAAUUUGUCAAAGCUUUCAGCCAGUUUGGGACGGAAAUGGUUGAAAUGGCGAAUUUGAUGAGCAGAUGCCAAAACGACAUAAAUAAUGAAAGGAGAAGAGCACAGAUGGCUGCCGCUCGGCAAGUUUUAGAAAGAUCUACAGCAUUGUUACUUACAGCAUCGAAGGCAUGCCUGAGACAUCCUGAUUGUGACACAGCCCGAGAAAAUCGAGACACGGUGUUCUUGCAGAUGAGGCGCUCCAUGGAUGUUAUCCAUUUUGUUGUCAAAGAAGGAGUUAUUCCAGAAUUAGCGGGGACGACGAACAAUGGGGAGCCCAGAAGGAACCAUGGUAUCCAUCGGCGAAGUAGGGCCCACCAUUACAAUCAUACAAGAGGGGAGGAGAUGGAACAGUGCCUCACAGUGUGCAACGCCAUUAAAAAAUUUGAGGAUCACGUAGAGAUGACAAUGAUGACUAUGGCAGGUCCCGGUUACAGGGGUCUGUUAACCAGUGCCUUGGAUUCUGUGGUGGAGAGGUGUCAAGACUUCACCGAUUCCGCUUACACAUCCCAUGAGCAUAGGGAGCGUAUCAUCUUGCUCUGCGACAGACUCAAAAUGGAGCUGCACCAGCUGCUCAGAGUGGGAGUACAGCUCGAGCAGAUAGGCCAAAUUUCUCCUAAUGAAGAAAUGGAAGCAGCCGUACAUGAGACACUUAGAGCAGCAAGAGACUUGAAACUGCAACUACAAAACACAGCAUUGGAGCAAGCUGAAGAUCUUCUGAAAUAUGUAGACAAAUCAACCCUAUUAAACAGGUUGAAACAUGCAUCUAUGACAGGAGAUCAUCCCAGGCUGGAAGAAAUCAGUGAAAGAUUUAGCGAACAAUCAGACCAUCUGCAAGAGCGUGUUUUGAAAUAUUUGAAGGUUCUAAGUGCUUGUCAUACACUCUUCCUUCACCCGAGUAGUAAAGUAGCGAGAGAAAAUGUCGAAGUUUUCAUGGAUGUCUGGAAAGCUCUCGACCAAGAUGUCACGGCACUUGCGCAAGAAGUGUCCGAACUGUGUCGAAAUGCUGCCACCCUUCCGACAAAACCUGACAAAAUGACUGUCACUAACUACACUUCCAACCCUUCCAAUGAGUUUAAUAGACAAAGUCUCCAACCUGCGAGCAACUCGAACAAUCAUUCAGCUGCACCCAAAAGUAUUGUGACAACCAAUCAGUUAACAGUACCAGAUCAGCAACCAACAAAGCUUGACGCAGAGGAACAAUCGAAUAUUGCCAAGUUAGGCUUAGAAAUGAAACAGCUGACGUCAGAAAUGGAUGCCGAAACGGACAAAUGGCCGACUGCCGAUAAUGAUAUUGUAAGAAGAGCGAAAACAAUGUCCACAAUGGCCUUCUCCAUGUACCAAUUCACUAGAGGAGAAGGUGAAUUAAAAACAACACAAGACUUGUUUACGCAAGCGGAGUUUUUUGCAGAAGAAGCAAAUAGGUUUUAUAAAGUAGUGAGACAUUUUUCAUAUCAGGUACCAGGUGGUACACAUAAAAAAGAAAUGCUUGAAAAUUUAGACCGUGUUCCGACAUUUGUGCAACAACUCCAGUUCACGGUUAAAAACACAACUGUGGGAAAAGCUGCCACAUUCACGAAGGUAGACAAUGUCAUUAAAGAGACCAAAAAUCUAAUGAAUGCCAUUUCCAAAGUAGUCACUACAUGCUUAGUUUGCGCCACAAAGUACAAUUUGGAUUUCGGGUCGGCUUCCGACCGCUCCCGCCUGAUGUCGCCUUAUAAUCGGGGAGAGGGCGGCGGGGAGGACUAUGGAGACGGGGGUUUGCCUCCCAAGGGACUACAGAGCUCCUCCGAUCCGAACAUUUGACAAUUAGGGAACGGCUCCCGGAGAGCCACCAGCGAGCCCAGGAGGACCACCAGGGUCUCAUUCCUCACACUGCUCGGCUCAAAGCGAAGAGAUAACUAAAUCGGAAGAGCACUUCCCCCCUCCUAGGGUGACCUCCUUCUACCUGGUCUUUUGUUGCAGAGUGUUGCAGAAUUUCCCCUAUAGCUUUUGCAGAGCAGAAUCCAUAAAUCAACUUAUUUUUUAAAAAAGUUGUAAAGUUUAUUCGUUAUUUAAAUAUUAUGGAUUGCAUGAAUAUUUUCAACACAAAAUUCAAUUUAUGUCUUAUUUUUUGUAAGCAUAAACUUUUAUCGAAGCAUAAUGUUUCAUGAUCACAGCGAUUAGCAUAUAAAUUUAAAAUAUUUGUCAAAAAUGAAAUAAAAUCACUGCUUAUGCUUUAGAGGUCACAAGCUCAAGCAAAAGAAAAGAUAGUCUAUCAAAUUUUAACGAAUUCCUCGUGCGGAAUUCCGGCUUAAAAAUAUUUAAAAAAAAUUUAUUGCAAAAAAAAAAAUGAAAGAAAUUCGGUGGCGAAACUAUUACAUCUCUUCGUUUAACAAGAAAAAACUGGUUUUGAAGUUUUGACUCCUGCCUUCCUUGUUAGUGAUUCGAUAAAUUUCAAUAACACUUCUUUUUUUAAGGAUCAUCUUGCGACCACUAUUGUGUAUACAUUUUUGACUUCGUUUUUCUGAAUGAAUUCAGAAACUUUGCAUUAAGGAUGGUGGAUGCGGAAUACUCUAUAUAAUCUGUUUUCAGUGAGAGUAAUAGAUAUUCUCUUGAUAAGAAGCACUUUUGGCGAUUUUGGAAACGAUUGACCAUUUGAAGGAGUUAAACUAGUUAUAAGUAAAUAUUUUGUUUCAAAAGUGAGCUACCAUUUUAAACCUAAGAUUGUUUUUCAAAUUAAUUGUAAAAAGUUCCGAAAAUAUAAUUUUAAGAAUAAAAAUAAUUAAUGCAAUUUUU